Molecule: messenger RNA, 897 nt
Organism: Pisolithus orientalis
Lineage: Eukaryota; Fungi; Basidiomycota; Agaricomycetes; Boletales; Pisolithaceae
Product: SNase-domain-containing protein
Exons: 6
Coding region: 1-897 (298 amino acids)
Cellular component (GO): cytoplasm; mitochondrion
Source: RefSeq, a predicted model, not a curated record
AUGGUCUUCCAGCUGCCAUGGAAAUCUUCCGGAGACAAUGUCAAACCCGCAGAAGAAUCAACGCUCUCCCUGGCGUCAGCUUCCGGUUCGCCAGAUCUACGUCGUGAAGUGGAACAACACGCUGUGGAAGAGUCUACGCGUCGGUCGGAUCCCAUUUCCUUUCUGUAUUCUCUGGAGAGCACAAUACCCCAUGCCGAGCUAUUGACGACACCGUAUGUAGCGGUAGCAUUCAUUACAGGCAUUGCCGCGGGUGCUUGUGGCGUUUUCAUAUGGAAUAGAUGGUUGAGGAGGAUUAGGACAGCAGAAUGGGUGACGCCAGAUAUCAUCACUCGCAGAAGAUGGGUGAAAGGCAUCGUUACGAGUGUGGGAGAUGCGGACAACUUUCGAUUAUACCACACGCCUGGCAUUGGAUGGCGCUGGUUUAGAAGAGUGCCGUCAUCGGCCAAAGAUCUCAAAGAUCAGACAAUCCAUAUCCGUAUUGCAGGCGUAGACGCCCCGGAGUGUGGCCAUUUUGGUCGACCUGCACAACCCCACGCCGAAGAAAGCCUCUCGUGGCUGAAAAAUCGCCUCGAGGGCAGAUCGGUUUAUUGUCAACUUGUCCGAAAGGAUCAGUAUGGUCGUGUAGUCGCGGUUCCUGUCGUACCCCGGCGUUUUCUGCCCUCCUUCCUUGGAAAACGGUGGGCCAGUCCCCUCGCUCUAGAAAUGCUGCGGGCCGGCACUGUUACGACUUACGAGCAAGCAGGAGCUGAAUAUGGCCCCUGGAGUCGAGAAGCUUUUCUUCGUGUUGAAGCCAAGGCAAGAGCUGCAAGACGAGGUAUGUGGAAAUCCGGUGGUGGGGGUGAAACACCGGCAGAAUACAAGAGACGUCACGCAUCAACACCUCCCUCUAGCGAAUGA